AUGUCGGUCGUCCGCCAUGCCUUACAGCCGACCAUCAGCGACAUCACAGCCGAGUGGAUCCUUCCUGCUGGCAUGGAGCUCAUUCAAACCCCCCUCAACCACCACCACGCCCCCAUCAGCAGGGGCGAACCCAUCGUCAUCUACGCCCUCCUCUGCGACACCGCCCGCUUGCAGAGCACCCUGGCAUCCGUGCUGCUCCGCGGGGACUCCAUGAAGAGGGCCAACCCGUUCCUCAAUCAGUGCCUGUCGAGGGGGUCGAGCAGCGAGAGGACGGAGGAGAGCGGGUCGGCAGGGACCAACGCUACGGGGUCGCCCCUGAAGACCGCGAGAAUGAACAAGGACAGAGAGCCACCCCUUCCCUUGAAGCUGCAAAAUCUACCCCAGAAGUGCCAGUCGAACGGUUUGCUGUGUGGUUACACUGAAGUAGGGGAAGCAUGCGAAGUUCACUCGCACCCGGAGUGUAACAACUCAACUACUGAAGUGAAUUACCUCAAACCAAGAAUUUGA
Lytechinus pictus (painted urchin) is the source of this 507-nucleotide messenger RNA. RefSeq lists its product as uncharacterized. The transcript has 3 exons. The record is from RefSeq and is a predicted model, not a curated record. NCBI's taxonomy places the organism in Eukaryota, Metazoa, Echinodermata, Echinoidea, Temnopleuroida, Toxopneustidae. The coding region runs from base 1 to 507 and encodes 168 amino acids.